AAUGUGAACGUGUAUAAAUUUUUAUCUAUAUCACAGCAUUUUGUGUGAAGAUGAUUGAUAAAGGUAAAAAAAUCGGAGUCCGAUGUGAGAUGAAGGAGUAUCGAACUUUGCCUGAAGAGGAACUAGUGUAGUGUUGUCUGUCAAGUGUCAACAAAGGGGGAGGAGAACAUGGAGAGUGUACAACUAUAAAAGAAAAAAGGAGGAACAGCCAGUUUGGCGUUUUGAGAUUGAGUACAGGUUUGAAAUUCCGCAAAGUAUAUAAUUUGAUAUUCUAAGUUAUAAGAAUCCCUAGACUAUGGCAACCAUUCGCCACAGUCUUCAGCGAGAUGUAUUUGAGCCGACUGAGGAGCGUCUUAUCGGUGUGUUGUAUGUGACAAAGCCUGGCAAAAAGAAAAAGACAAGCUUUUUAUGUGCUACUAUAAACAAAGAAAAGCCUGUGUAUGCCACAGUUCAUCAGGUGAAGAAAACAGACAAGGAUGUUUACAAGAAGAAGAACUCAUGGCCACUUCGAGAGUUGCAAGUGGUGGAUGGAAGGGAUGAAAACAAGGAUACGGCAGACCUUGACUUAACAUUUGACCGCAUUUACAAGUGGGUAGCCAACAGUGCUCCAGAUAAGCAUGCCUUUAUUCAAGUGCUUUGGAAAUUGUGUUGCCGUUACUUACCAAAACAGAAGCCCCAAUUCAUAAAUAUCCCAGCAGAAUUGAUCGAAGAAAAUAUUAAUCUUGCAGAGAGUGGGGAUGUUACUACUUCAGCACUUGACAAUGUGGAUGCUGCUCUUGAAGAUGAUGGGGAUUAUCGAGCACUUUCAGAGAAAGAACAGAUGGAUUUGGAAAGACUUAUGGAACAGUGUGACUCUGCAGUCAGCAAUGCUGAGGCCUUUGCUGAACAACUGUCACGUGACCUCUCUGUCCUUGAUGGUGCUAACAUCCACAGUAUGAUGGCUUCAGAAGCUCAAGUUGAGGCCUUGAUGGUGAUGAUUGAUUCAGCUUAUACAGAAGCAGAAAAAAUUGAAACCCGACUAGAUUCCUAUGAUGAGAUCUUGUUACAUGUGAAAGACUCUAUUGAGAAAAUGGCAGACAAGAAUACAUCCAUUGAACAAACAAAUGCAAAUAACUCUAAGUUACUAGAAGAACUUGAUAGGUUGAUUAACCAGCUAGAUUUGCCAAGAAACUAUGUGAAAGACUUGUAUGAGCCAGACCUCAACAAGGCUGGCAUGCUUCCACAGGCAAUUCAGGCUGCAGCUGCCUUGCAGUUAGUCAUCAAUGCUCCAAUUUCUUCACAGCUUUCACAGUUACAGGCAGUUCAAGAUGAAAAGAAGAGAUUUGAUAAGUUGAGAGGCAGAUUCAGUCAAAUUGUAUCAAGACAUCUAAAUAAUCUCUUCAUUCAUUUGGGCAAUGAUCCAGGAGAAACAUUGAGCUUACAUGCUGAGCAGCUUACACUGCCUCGCCAUGGAAGUAUCCACACUGAGCUGCUUCCUUACACCCCACUCAUGCACUGGAUUCGAGCUCUUGAUCACCGUGCAUAUCAACAUCUAAACAAAACCUAUGCUACCUCCAUCAGCAAGCUUUAUGAACGUGAUAUAAGACUGUUCUUUGAGGAAGCAAGACAACGCAUCUCUGGUGGAAGGAGAUUACGUGGAAGUGGAUCAAGUCAGGAUAUUGCUAGCAUGUCAGGUGUGGCAGGAAAAUUGACAUCCCAAAUAAAGCAUGGAGCACAGACACUGGGAACACGCACCAACACUGGGGCAUUGCUAGGUGUUGACCGUGACCAAUGGGGCUCAGAGCUUGACAUGCAAGAGAGACAAAAGUUUGAUGAGAUCUUUGAGCGUGUGCUAAGUGAACUGCAACCAGUUUGUCUUUCUGAGCAAGAAUUCUGCAUUGCCUUCUUCAACCUAAAUGCUACAGGUAAUGAGAAAGCACCAUCUUCAGUUGCCAGCACCCCAGGCUCUAGUGGAAGUGAAGAGAGCAGUGGGUCUGCAGGAACCUCAUCUGGUGCAGGGCUUAUAGGAACACCAGGGUCAGGGCAUGGACGGCCAUUCAAUAGAGAAGUGCGGUCAAUGAUGGCUGCACUUUUCACCACUCUUGAGCAGCAGCUUGCUUCAUUCAUAAAUACUUAUGACCGUGCUGACUCUUAUUGUUGUCUGUACAUAUAUGUACGUCUGAGUGAGCAUGUACUAACUGCCGAAGACACUGGUUCCUUCCUGUGUACUACAUUUGGAUCAUGUUUGGUGCAAGCAAAACGCAAUUUCGAUCGCUUCAUGAAUUCUCAGCUUCAGUCUAUCCAAGAAUGUCGUGUUGCAAGGAAGAAGUGUGGCAUCAUUCCAUUUAUUAUAAAUUUUGAGGAAUUUGCAAAAACAGCAGAAAGUGUGUUCAAGAAAAGUGAACGUCGGGCAGACCUAGACAAGUGGUAUGUUCGACUUGUCUUGGCAAUGUUUGAGUACAUACCAAGGGUAGCCAGUGAACACCAGAGAACUCCUCCAGAAGUGAUAAAAAUGGAGAAUUAUCAUGUCCUGCACCAGCUGAUGUUCCAACUCAAGCUUCCAGGAAUGGACACACAGAAGAAGGAGGCUAAACAGCGGUAUCAAGAGGCUCUCAGUGCUUACGUCACACAGUAUUUUGGCAGACCCCUUGAGAAGCUCAAUCAAUUUUUUGAUGGUGUGACAAAUAAAGUUGCCAGCGGAGUCAAGGAGUCAGAAGUUGGCUAUCAAUUAGCUUUCAGUAAACAGGAACUACGGAAAGUUAUCAAAGAAUAUCCUGGAAAAGAGGUGAAGCGAGGCUUGGACCAGUUAUACAAGAAGGUAGAGAAGCAUCUGUCCGAGGAAGGCAACUUACUCCAGGUUGUGUGGCGUGCCAUGCAAGAGGAGUUUAUCCGGCAAUAUAAGCUGAUAGAAGAUCUAAUACACCGCUGCUAUCCAGGGGCCAUGAUCAAUCUUGAGUUUUCAAUUGAUGAUAUUCUCAAUUAUUUCUCAGACAUUGCACUCUCUCAUUAAUUGAAAGUCAAACACUACUACUUUUGAACUUGUUUAUACAUAAAUUCACAACUUUGCCUGUUAUAUAUUUAAUGGAUUUUAAGACAUUGCAUUGAGGAGAUGUAAAUACAGUGGUCCCACGGUUAACGAACACAAUUCGUUCCAGAAGGUCGUUCGUUAACCGAAUCCAUUGUUUCAAUGGGAUAUUGAGUAAUUGGUUCCAGCUCCCCAAAAAGUAC
Messenger RNA from Homarus americanus (American lobster), 3207 nucleotides. RefSeq names its product exocyst complex component 1-like. The record is from RefSeq and is a predicted model, not a curated record. The transcript has 19 exons. Gene Ontology annotation, molecular function: phosphatidylinositol-4,5-bisphosphate binding. Bases 296 to 2989 code for a protein of 897 amino acids. Lineage: Eukaryota; Metazoa; Arthropoda; Malacostraca; Decapoda; Nephropidae. Gene Ontology annotation, cellular component: exocyst; plasma membrane. Gene Ontology annotation, biological process: exocytosis; Golgi to plasma membrane transport.